Cavenderia fasciculata is the source of this 1230-nucleotide messenger RNA. RefSeq lists its product as uncharacterized. Bases 1 to 1230 code for a protein of 409 amino acids. The record is from RefSeq and is a predicted model, not a curated record. NCBI's taxonomy places the organism in Eukaryota, Evosea, Eumycetozoa, Acytosteliales, Cavenderiaceae. The transcript is spliced from 3 exons.
AUGUCAAAGGUUGAGCAGUUAAAGAAACAACUAUUUGAAGCACAAAGAGAAGAAUCAAUGAAAAAAGCAGCAGAAAUAUCGCAAUUAGGUUACUAUGGGUCAUCAAACGACAACUUUUCAUGCAGUUUAUUAAAACAAAUUAUAAGUAAGUGCAACUCUCAGCAAGCAAUAAAUGAUAUCAAGAAAUAUAUUCUAACCUACUUCCUCAAGUUAGCAGAUUCACAGUGUGUAUUGAUGUGGGAUCCAAUGAGCAAGAAACACAAGUCAUUUAAGUACAACGAGAUUCAAUCAAUGUAUUUCAUCAAAUCUUUGGUUGUAAAAUAUGAAGGUAAUACAUUUAAUAUCAGAAAAUGGUUCUUUGAAGACUAUGACUAUUUCUUCACACCACAAUGGAGACCCUCAUCAACCACUCGAUAUAACUACAGCGAUAGAGAUUCGUUUGAUGAACAGAUGAAGAAAGGUAUUUUCAAAAGUAGUAUGAAGAAAGCAAUCGAAAACAUUUGGGAUCAUAUCUACAUAUCAUGGUGCUCAAGAAACAAGAAUCAGUUUUCAUACGUUCGGAUGUGGAUAUCAAAUUUAAUCAAAGGAAAGAAGAUGAGAACUGCAUUGUACUUAAAGAACUCAAUGGAAGGAACAGGUAAAGGUAUCAUCACCAUCUUUUUAUUAUCAGUGAUAGGGUUAUCAUCAAUUAGAGUACAAUCAACUAACUUUCUCAAAUCAGAUGGAUACAAUAGUUUAAUGCUUGGAAAGUUGUUUAUUUUAUUGGAUGAAAUGCCUUGUUCAAGUCAAGCAGCAUGGAAUGAAAUUAGUGAUUCACUCAAAGGAUAUAUCACUGAAGCAAAGAUAACGAUCAGACAAAAGUAUGUUGACGAUUUUGAAACAAACAACUGUGCCAACUUUAUGAUCACAACUAACAAUAAUGCAAUCAGAAUACAAUCACCAAAACAAAGAAGAUAUGUAAUAUUGGAUCUAUCAACAGAACUCGUAGGAAAUAAAGAAUACUUUACUAAAUUAGCACAGAUUGUUGAAGAUUCAUCGGUAAUGGAGGCAUUUUAUUGGCAUUGUAUGGACAUAGAUACCUCCAAGUUUAACGAGGAUAAUAUACCAGAAUCAUUGCUAUCAGAGGGUAUGAUUUCUGAUCACUUACCUCCAGUCAUGAAAUAUAUCAAGAACAAUUAUGUACUCAAAGGAAACAACAUCUCUUGUGAUAGAGGUAUGAGAAGAGUCUGA